ACUGGCGAGUGGCGAGUGUCCAGGAAGCUUCUCGAAUUCACCUACUGCCCAUUUAUAUUACCAACAACACCACACGGACUCGUUGAAUCCAACCCCAAAUCGAAUUUCGCAAUCACCUGGAGAUGGCAGACGACGGUGCCGUCACGCUCUACACCGGCAGCGCCAUUGCCGACACCAAGAAGAGCUCCUACUCUGUCAAGGUCGCCCUGGCCCAGAUACUCCGAGGCGGAGCGAUUAUCGAAGUCAACAAUGCGGAGCAGGCCAAGACCGCCGAGGCCGCUGGGGCCUGCUGCGUCGUCGUGUCGGACCUGUCCCGAGGCGGCAUUUCCCGCAUGCCCGAUCCAUCCCUCAUCAAGGAGAUCAAGCGGGCGGUCUCAAUUCCGAUAAUGGCGAAAGUCCGAGUCGGGCAUUUCGUCGAAGCCCAAAUCCUCGAGGCCGUUGGCGUGGAUUACAUCGACGAGAGCGAGGCUCUUGCCGUGGCCGACGAAGACAAUUUCAUCAACAAGCACAAUUUCGGGGUGCUGUUUGCCUGUGGGUGUCGGGAUCUCGGCGAGGCCUUGAGGCGAGUGCGAGAAGGCGCGGCGAUGGUAAGGAUUCAAGGCGACCUAGCUGGAACCGGCAACAUUGCUGACACAGUUCACAGCGUGAGGAAAGUGAUGGGCGAAAUCAGAGUUCUCACAAACAUGGACGAGGACGAGGUUUUCACCUUCUCCAAGAAGAUCGCUGCGACUUACGACAUCGUGGCCCAGACCAAGCAGAUGGGUCGUCUCCCCGUCGUGCAUUUCGCUGCCGGAGGCGUUUCCACGGCCGCCGACGCCGCGCUUAUGAUGCAAUUGGGUUGCGACGGAGUAUUCGUAGGCCCAGAAAUCUUUCAGGGUCCGGACCCGUACAAGCGGGUUCGUGCAAUUGUGCAGGCUGUGAGAAACUACAACGAUCCGCGUGUGUUGGCGGAGAUGAGCUCCGGGCUGGACGAAGCCAUCGGCCGACUGAAUCUCACUGAGAACAUGGUUGAACACUUUGGUUCUGGAAGUACCUUUUGAAUGUUUCCAUCCAUUCUGUGCUCUUGUAUGCAGAUUAGGCAUAGUGGUGGUAACGUUUCUUUUCCUUGAACUAAUAUCAUUCUAAUAGUGUGUGCUUUUGUGUCAA
Messenger RNA from Diospyros lotus (date-plum), 1146 nucleotides. Its product is annotated as pyridoxal 5'-phosphate synthase-like subunit PDX1.2. Gene Ontology annotation, biological process: amino acid metabolic process; pyridoxine biosynthetic process; pyridoxal 5'-phosphate biosynthetic process. The transcript has a single exon. The coding region runs from base 123 to 1040 and encodes 305 amino acids. NCBI's taxonomy places the organism in Eukaryota, Viridiplantae, Streptophyta, Magnoliopsida, Ericales, Ebenaceae. Gene Ontology annotation, molecular function: amine-lyase activity. The record is from RefSeq and is a predicted model, not a curated record.